Molecule: messenger RNA, 9335 nt
Organism: Caenorhabditis auriculariae
Lineage: Eukaryota; Metazoa; Nematoda; Chromadorea; Rhabditida; Rhabditidae
Source: the annotation of a GenBank genome assembly
AUGAAGCUAUUUUUUCUAUUAAACUUCCAUGAAAAGGUCAAAAUCGAUCGAUUUCUCUCAGCGAACUCGUGAGGGUCAGAUUGCAGUGUUUUUCGUGUUUUCUGCCCCCCCAACUUUACGCUUUUCUCUUGUUUCUCGAACAAAAAAAUGAACUUAUUUCAUUUUUUUCAAUGAUAGAACAUGGAAAAAAACUUCCUCAUUAAAAGAAAAAUUUCAAUUAUUAUUAUGCAUGUUAUUUUUUUAUCAGAGUAAAAAAACUAAAAUACCCCGGUUCUUAUUUUUUUCCAAAUACUGGGAAAAUGCUUAGUGGCCACUAUAGGGUUUUGACGUUUUAGUGGCCACUAUAGCAGUCAAACUAAUGGCCACUUAAGGGGUUAAAAAUUAGUGACCACUUUAGAGGUCUAAGUGCUACCACUAGACCAUUUUCCCAGUAUAUUAAAAAAAUAAAUAUCAACGAAAAAUAGAUAAAAUUACCCUUGUGUUCUUUAUAAACUUCCAAAAUAUUGAUUUUCUCUCCAAAAUGUUUGAUUUUUCACACAAAAAAUACGAUUCUUUUCAAAUUUUGAGCUUUUUUCUUGUUUUUCUGCAAGUUUUCUUAAUUAAAUCACUCCAAUUUCUUCCCAAAACAUGAUGAAUUUCUCAAAAAGCAUAGAUUUCUCCAAAAAAUUGUCAUUUUCAGCUCGCGAUUCACACAAAAUGUUCAACAACCUAUUAAACUCGGGUAAGAUUUCCUUCGUUUCGGCUUUUUUUUUUAGUUCUUUGAGCUCGUACUUUCUUUGCGUAACCAAAACAACAGUCGUGGGGAUCUCAUGUGAUGAAAGUGAUGGAUUUCUUGUGUUUCUUUGGAUUUUCGGGACAACUGAGCACUUUUUUGUUUCGAAAUGAUGGCUGAUUUUGAGAGGAAAAAAAGUUAGAGUUCAUCCAUCAUUCACCUAUUCAAUCCUGCCUUCCUUACUGACUGUUAAAAAAAUAAAUGAAUAAAUAGUUGCAGCAAAAAAAUGGAGGAAAAAGAUUACAGAAUGAUUGAAAAAAACUACUGCACAAAAAAACAGGAAAAAAAUUGGUUUUUAAAAAAUUUUUCAAACUUCAUAUUUGAAUUUUAUUUAUUUGAAUUACUUCAACUAUUUGAAUAAAUUAAAAAGAUAUUGCUCAGAUUCAAUGGAAAAAAAUUUGAAAUUUUUUUGAAAAAUUCCGAAAAAUAAGUUUUUUUAGACUACGAAGUCCUUAACACGAUUUUCAAUCUUUCUGAAAAAUUUGAUUAAUAAAAUUAUCAAUGAAAUAAGGCUUCGUCAUGCUUUUUUUCAAAAGGAAACGUUUAGUUAGUGAAUAAACUUUAAUUAUAUUUUUUUAGACUUGAAAAAAAUAAUAAAUUUAAGCCAAAGAAGCCGUCAACUCGGUGGCAAAGACACUAGAAGAACAGACGCAUCAAAAAAUCAGAACCAAGGCCAAACUACGACCGUUUCUGCUAGUGAAGAAGUCGGUAAGAAUUCGAAAAAGCUCUAUGAGACUUCUUGGUCGCAUUUGGAAUGGCUCAGUGCUGACAGCAGCUCUUUAAAAUGAUACUCCAAAGCGCAAACAGUUUCGGGUCGGGCUCAAAAAAAAUAGAAAUUCAAAUGCGAUCAUGGUCUUCUUGGAACUAAUCUAGUGAAUUAUAAAUUUUGAAGUCGGCAAAAUCGACUCCCAAGGAGGCAAAGUUCAAGUCACUACAGUAACCGACGACGGCGACAAGGCUACCACGACUAAAACUACUGUGGAGAAAGGUUUGAAUUAUUGAAAAAAUAAAUUAUCCACAAAUUCCUUUUUGAACCUAAGCCGUGAACUUUGAAGACUCGAAAAAUUUGUGAAUUUUGAAAAUUUUCCCAAUCCUUCCUUAGGAACGCCAGAGUGGUCCCUGUAGGAGAGCAUGCUAGUGUUCUUAGAAACUCCAGAGCAGCCCUUCUAGGGGCGACCUUAAGGGCUCUUGAAGGCUUCUCUCUAGGGGCCAUCUUAAAAACCCCUAUAAGAGCCACUAGAGCUUGCAAAAGUGCGCCCCAUAGGGAAUCAUGCUAGUGGUCCCUGUAGGGGAGCAUGAAAGUCGUUUAUUGUUUAAAAUGCUAUGAGAAGAAGCAUUUAUAUGCGAAAAACUGGAAAAAUUAGCGUUUUCGAAUGAAAAAUAUCAACAGAAAUUUUUUUUUUCAAACCUAAAAAAAAAAAUUAAAAAACCCCUAUAGAGACCACUUGGGCUUGAGGGGCUUGGGGCAGUGUUUUAAAAUGAAAAUAUCAACAGGAAUUUUUUUUUCGAACCUAAAAAAAUUUUAAAAAAACCCCCCUAUAGAGACCACUUGGGCUUGAGGGGCUCCCUGAAGGGACCACCAAAAUUUUAACCCCUCUAGGGAGCACUUUUUCGCUCCCUACGGCGGCUUUUUUGUCCUUACCCCUAUAGAGACCACUCAAGUGAUUCUAAGUGUCACAAUUUAUACAUUGAUUAUUAGUUUCUCUCAAACCUAAUGAAAUAAAACAAAUUUUCACCAUUUCCAGAAGGAGGCAACGAUUUCCUCUCUGGAUUGAUGCACGUGGCCCAGGACAUCGGAAAAUAUGUCGGGGAUAAAUCGAACCAAUCCGUGACGCCGGCUGGUGAUGUCGAGGAAGCGGGUCGGUUUUUCUAUAAUUUUCAGAGUUUUGAAAGGUCGUGGGAUGUGUAUGAAACAUAUCUCGCAGUUUUUCUCAAAAAAUCUUGGAAGUUAAACCUAACGCAUCUUUAACUUUAACGGCAAAUAACUAUUGUGAGUUCAUUUGACCAAGGAACCAAAACCGCGAACACAAAAAGUACCGUAUCUCAAAAAUUUCUACAGUAACCCAAGAUGGUAUGUACUGGAAAAGUUCCAAAAAUUGCAUUACCUAUCGAUUGUUGUACAACUUGUCUAGAGAAAACUCGUCAAUUCUUAGAUACGCAGGCCUACCGUAACCCGGUUACGGUUGGAGGAAAUGGCUCAAAAAAUCGUGACUGUUUUUGAGAAAAUUUUGAGAAUUACAGAGGCAGCGUGUUAACUCGCUUUAUAAUGAUCAUUUUUGAUGCCUUUGAAAAAAAAAAUUAUCCUCAUUGCUCUGAAAAUAUUCAAAAAAGUUCCUAACUCGGUUUUUUUCACCAUAGAAGCGACUAUUGAAAAGCAUGUUUCUUGUAAAAAAUUUUGAAAGAUCACUAGGAAUCUCUUAAUCAGAAGAACCGGUUCUUUUUGAAUACGAAAUUGAUUUUCAAAGUCCGAACGACCUUAAAAGGCCUCGAAAAGAAUAGCCUGAAGCUCCUUUUUGAGUUCCUAGAGAAGUGUCAAAAGCUCCUCUGUAUCUUCUUUUUCCGCCUUUUUUUUAACCCUCUUUGAAAAGUCUAGAAAAAAGAGGCCUUUUUUUCCAAAACUCCUUAUUGAGACCUUCGGACUAUACGUUUCAAGCAGAUUUUUUCAGACAAAAAUAUCUAGAGAAGCUGUUAAAGAGCUCACCAAUACUUGUUGAUGGAAGGCUUUGAACUGCUAAAAAGGCGCUUUUUUUGCUUCAGAAAUCGAACACAGCUAGGAGUCUUUUUUCAGCCCUCUGUAGAACUUUUGAUGAAAACUUUGCUGGCGUGUACUGACGUGAAAAAUAAAAAAGUUCUUGUAGAAAAUCUGGUUUUCUGGUUAAGAAGCUUAAAAACCUUGUAAAACCGUCCAUACAUCGGCUCAAUCCCACCCCAGCCAAAAAAAUUUUGAAAAUUUACUGAAAAAGGCCGCACUUUUUUAGGAAGUAGGCCGGAGUUUGAGGGGAGUAGGUCGCACCACGGGGUGGGAUCCAGCCGGCGUAUGAAACUUCCAAAGUCGGAAGUGCAGAAAAUGGGUGAAAAAAGGGAGUGAUAGCAAAAUGGCCGCUAAAAGGGUUCCGUUUUGCGGCCUUUAUUGAGCCUUUUUUUCUUGGUGAGCUAAAAAGCCUCAAAAAAGGUGAAAAUAGGGAGAGGCUGCAAAAUGGCCGCUAAAAGGGUUCCGUUUUGCGGCCUUUAGUGAGCCUUUCUUUCUUGGUGGGCUAAAAAGCCUUAAGAGGGAGCUAAAAGUCUCGGCCAUCGAUUUUUCCGAUUUUUUUUUACUGUAAUACAUUUUGGUUCAUACAUUGGUAAAGAUUAUUCUCAAUUAAAAAAAAUUUGUGAUUCUCAAAAGGGUCCAAAAAGGGUGAAGAAAGGCCGAUGAAAGGCCGAUGAAAGGCAGUAAAAAGGGAACCGUUUAGGAACAAUUAAUGGAAAGCUUUUUGCACCCCCAACGGACCCUCAUAGAGCGCUUAAAGGGUCCUUCCGACUUUGCCUAUUUAUAGCUUUUUUUGGGGGUUAAAAUGUUCCCUAUUAAGCUAUGAAAGUUUAUGCUCCUCUUUUUCCAGUUGGCGUUAUCGAUUCCAAAGACGGUAAGGUCCAAGUUACAACAAUCGCCGACGACGGAAAUAAAGUCACGGCUACUGUUGAGAAAGGUAUAAUUCUCGAAAUAAAAACCGUGAGUUUUUCAAUUCAGACACCAAGCAAGGAGGCGAUUUUCUCAGUGGACUACUCAGCGCGGCUAAAGAAGUCGGCAAGUUCGUUGGUGACAAGGCUCAGGAAGGCGCCCAAGCGGCCAAAUCUGGAGCCCAAGCUGCAGGUUGGGUCUUUGAAGGGGGUAGUAAAAAAUAGUUGGGAAAAAAGUUCAAAGUCGGAGAGAGAGAGAAGUUUGAGAUCCUACGAAAAUUUUUAGUGUCCACUAUAGAGGCUCGCCACUACUUGGAUAGGACACUGAAGUGGCCACUUAACCCACCUCUAUAGUGGACACUAUUUUCCGUUUUAGUGGCCACUUCAGUAGUUUUUCAUCCAGUAUUCCUUCCAGUAACUCUGAUAGUUUCAAAACAAACAGAUUGGACCAGUUAUGUUGAUCCAUUGACCUCUGAAGUGGCCACUAAAAUUUUUAGUGGUCCAGUAGUAGCACUUAGACCUCUAAAGUGGCCACUAAUUUUAACCCCUUAUGUAGCCUUUAAUUUGACUACUAUAAUGACCACUGAAACGUCAAAACCCUAUAGUGGCUACUAAAAUUUUCCCAGUCGCGCCAAAAGGGCGCUUUGCAGUAAAGUUGCUCUAUGGACAACAUUUUUCGAAUUUCUCGGGUGGGAAAAAAAAACUGUUUGAAGUAAUUUUGAUAACUAAAACUUAUGUUAUGCCGAUUGGGAAAAAAAUUGUUCUUUUCAACAAAAAGUUACAAAAUUUAUAACCAAUGGGAUGAGUAUGAGAGAUUUUUUUACGGUUUUUUUGCAAAGUUCUCCCCCCUAAUGCCAAGAAAUCGCUCCUGCCAAUCAAUUGAAACUUGAAAAAAAUGAAUUUUUCGUUUUUUUAUUCGGUCUAGCGCCGUCCAGCGCGCACCCUGAAAAUUUUUUUCGAUUUUUUUGCGAAACCCCCCCUUUUUUUUCCGUUUCAAGUCCACCCCCUCCCCCAUUUUUUUCGUUUCAAGUCCAUCCCCCCCAUUUUUUUCGUUUCAAGUCCAUCCCCCUUUUUUUCGUUUCAAGUCCAGCCCCCAUUUUUUUCGUUUUAAGUCCAGCCCCCCUCCCCCAUAACGUUCUUUAUCUCAACUAAAAAUUCCAGGUACCGAAACGAAAAACACGGUGGAAGGCGGCGGAAAGAUCCUCGAAGAAGAUCUGACCAAAUUGGGUCAAAAUUUGGGAAAUUUCGGUUGGUUUGAAGUUUUUUCAGUGAAAAAUUUGUUUUCAGUCGGCGGACUAUUCAAAAAAGGCGAGCAACCAGCAGCUCAGCCAGAAAACUUCAAGCCAGAAGCCGUCAUUGACGACGUCGAGGGCGAAAGUUGGUUUUUUUUUUUCACUUUUAAAAAGGAAAAUUUCAGUUCAAAAAGUCAACACCUCCGGCUACACGGUCGCCAAAGACGCUGGUGGGAACCGUUGAGAAUAACCUCGAAUUAAUGACGUCAUAAUGAAUAAAAAUGAUGUCAUUAUCUGAAUUUUUCUAAUCGCAUGCCAUUUUUUUUUUGUUGUAUAUUUUCACUGACUUCCAUUCCAUAUUUCUCAUGUACAAAGUAUCAUGACGUCAUUUUCGUCCGUCCAUUGUCUUUUUUUCUCUGCCACUCUUCAUCUCAGUUUGUGUUUCGUCUAACAUUUGGAUUUUUGAAUGAGAUAAAUAAUACAGUUGCGUUUGGCAUGUACCUAACUGAUUAUUGGAUCAUAAGCAGGCUCAAUUUCAGUGCCUGAAGAGUCGAAAUCGCUUCUAUCUACGAUCGGAGAAAAGUUGCAAAGCGUUGGUGAAGCCGUGGUGGAUCUCGGCGGUGCGGCUGUUGAGAAGACUAAAGAGGGAGCAGGAGCAGUUUAUGAAGGAGUUGCUGGAGCUGGAGCAACUGUAGUCGAUAAGACUAAAGAAGGAGCUGGAGCAGUUUACCAAGGUGCUACCGAUCUUGGAAGUUCGGCUGUCGAGAAGACUAAAGAAGGAGCUGGAGCUGUCUAUGACGGAGCUUCAGAUGUUGGAUCCGCUGUUCUCGACAAGACCAAGCAGGGAGCGACGACGGUGGCUGGUGCUGGUCUCACAGCCGUUGGAACUGGAGCUGGACUAGCUCAGGCGGGCUUUGAGAAGACCAAGGAAGGAGCUGGAGCAGUUUACGAAGGAGCUGCUGAUCUUGGAAGUGCCGCUGUUGAUAAAACCAAAGAAGGAGCGACGGCCGUGGCAGAUGCUGGUCUUUCUGCAAUCGGAACUGGAGCUGGACUAGCUCAGGCGGGCUUCGAGAAGACUAAAGAGGGAGCUGGAGCAAUUUACCAAGGAGUUGCUGGAGCUGGAGCAACUUUAGUCGAUAAGACUAGAGAAGGAGCUGGAGCUGUCUAUGACGGAGCUUCAGACGUUGGAUCCGUUGUUCUCGACAAGACCAAGCAGGGAGCGACGACGGUGGCUGAUGCUGGUCUCACUGCCGUUGGAACUGGAGCUGGACUAGCUCAGACGGGCUACGAGAAGACUAAGGAGGGAGCUGGAGCAGCCCAUGAAGGAGUUUCGGAUGCUGGGAACAGAGCCUUCGAAACGACCAAAGACGUCGGAAACACUGUUAUUGACAAGGCCAAAGAAGGAGCUGGAACUGUCUAUCAAGGCGCUGUUGAUCUUGGAAAUUCUGCGAUCGACAGGACGAAAGAAGGAGCUGGAGCAGUUUAUGAGAGCGUUACUGAUGCUGGGAAAAAAGUCGUCGACACUACCAAAGACGUCAGCCAGACUGUUUUUGACAAGACCCAGGAAGGAGCUGGAGCAGUUUACGACGGUGCCGCAAAUCUUAGAAGUGCCGCUGUUGAGAAGACAAAAGAAAAAGCUGGAGCAGCCUAUCAAGGAGCUUCAGAUUUCGGAGCAACUGUAGUCGACAAGACCAAGCAGGGAGCUACGACGGUGGCUGAUGCAGGCUUGACUGCCAUCGGAACUGGAGCUGGACUAGCCGAGGCAGCUUUUGAAAAGACUAAGGAAGGAGCUGGAGCAGUUUACGACGGUGCUGCCAAUCUUGGAAGUGCGGCUGUGGACAAGACUAAGGAAGGUGCCAAUACCGUUUAUGAAGGAGUAACUGACGCUGGAUCGGCUAUCGUUGAAAAGACUAAAGAAGGAGCUGGAGCAGCUUAUGAAGGAAUUACUGACGCUGGAAAUAGAGCCGUAGAUACGACCAAAGACAUCGGAAACACGGCCGUAGAGAAGACGAAAGAAGGAGCUCAUACCAUCUACGAAGGUGCAGCAGAUGUCGGUUCCACCGUAGUCGACAAGACCAAGCAGGGAGCCACGGCAGUGACGGAUGCUGGUCUUACUGUCGUCGGAACUGGAGCUGGACUAGCUCAGGCGGGAUUCGAGAAAACCAUAGAAGGAGCUGGAGCAGUUUAUCAAGGUGCUACCGAUCUUGGAAGUUCGGCUGUCGAAAAGACUAAGGAUGGAGCUGGAGCUGUCUAUGACGGAGCUUCAGACGCUGGGUCCGCCGUUGUCGAGAAGACCAAAGAAGGCGCGUCGGCUGUCGCUGAUGCAGGAGCGGCUGUUGUUGGAACUGGAGCUGGACUAGCUCAGGCGGGUUUCGAGAGGACCAAGGAAGGAGCUGGAGCAGCCUAUGAAGGACUCACUGACGCUGGAAAUAAAGCCUUUGAAACGACCAAAGACUUCGGAAACACUGUUAUUUACAAGACCAAAGAAGGAGCUGGAGCAGUUUACGAAGGAGCUGCAGACCUUGGAAGUGCCGCUGUUGAUAAAACCAAAGAAGGAGCAACAGCAGUGGCAGAUGCUGGUCUCACUGUCGUCGGAACUGGAGCUGGACUAGCUGAGGCAGCCUUCGACAAGACUAAAGAAGGAGCUGGAGCAGUUUAUCAAGGUGCUACCGAUCUUGGAAGCGCUGCUUUGGACAAAACUAAGCAAGGAGCUGAUACCUUAACUGAAGCUGGCGCUAAUGUCAUUGACAAGACCAAAGAAAAAGCUGGAGAAACAUACGAUUUCGUCAAAGAGCUCGGUAACCUCGUGGUCGGCGAGCUGACAUCCCUGGGAAGCAAGCCGAAAGAAGCCGCGUGGUCCGGACAAACCCCAGAAGCCGUUGACUUGACUCUUACCGGAGAUGCUGAAGAAGGUCCUGCCAAAGGUGAUGGUUAGUUAAAUUUCAUUUUUCGAAAAAAAAACCUCUAGAUAUCUCAGAAGAUCCGUCAUGGCCAGAACAUUGCAAAACUCUCGGUUCGGUGUUGUUUUUCUAGUAUUAGAAUCAUACUUCUUUUGCCAUAGCUUGAGACCCUCUGAUCUGUCUGUGCUCUCUUUUCUCUCUUACAUGGGAAGUGCAAAAGGUCAAGGUAUUGGAAUUCAAUGAGACUUGGUUUAUAGGUCUGUAAAAUUUCAUCAUUUUUUCCAAGAAAAAAAAAAUGGCAAAAAUAAAUUGCACCAGGAAGGAUUCGAACCUUCAUCAAAGGUUGCACAGCGCAAGGCCGCUAGCCACUAGACCAUGCCGCCUGCUGGCAGUUAGAGUUAGCCGCCGCAACACAUUCCCUCCUUCCAUCCAAUGCGUUUUUUGCGUGCAAACUUUGAGGCGCCAUAACCCGACUAGAACCAAAAAGCCGCACUUUUUUCAACUUCAUUGGAUUCAGGGUGUUCGGAAGUACCUAUAUACCAAGUUUCAUCAAAUUCCAAUACCUCGACCUUUCGCACUCUCCGUUAAAAAUGAGAUAAGGCACAGAUUCUCCGUAGUGAAAUAGAGUUUGGAGCACAUUUAGUACAGUACUGCACUGCACUCUUCAAAAUAAACUUUAAAAAGCCUACAGUACCUUUUUCAGUGAUGGAUCUUACGGUAACUCGUCCAGAAGUACAUGGAAAGGCUACCGCCAACUACACACCGGAGAUUUGA